Messenger RNA from Entrophospora sp. SA101, 1331 nucleotides. NCBI's taxonomy places the organism in Eukaryota, Fungi, Glomeromycota, Glomeromycetes, Entrophosporales, Entrophosporaceae. The record is from the annotation of a GenBank genome assembly.
AUGAAUCGAACAAAAGAUUUUAAACCUAAUGGAUCAUCAAGGCAAGAACAGCUUACAAAAGAAUCAUUAAAUGCCUUGAAUAAAGUUUUGAGUGAGGAGAGAAGUGGAUCAAGUCGUCAAUUUUGUAUUGCAACAUGGUACUCAGCUCCAACAAAUAAAGCACUAGUAACAACUAUUAAAGGAAAUCAUUUUCAUAAUAUGGGCCACUCCAUCUCAGGGCAACAAUGGUUACUUCCUGAAGAAACAUUAUUUUUGUUGGAAAGAGGAUCAUUAGUUGUUUAUUACAACAAUACACCUAUUUCAUUGCAACAGGCUUAUAAUUUAAUGAUUUGUGAUUGGUUAAGCUUUGAAAAAAUUGGAUAUACUGUCUUGAGGACAACAUCAUUAUCAUUAUUGGCAUCAAAGAAAAAAUCAAAGACAAAUAAUGAUCAAAAUAAAAGAAUAGUGGAAGAGGAAGGGGCAGGCGGAGGAAUUUUAUUGAAUACAAAUAAACAAAUGAUCAACAAUGCAAAUUUUACUCAAAGAUUUAGUAGAUUAUUCAUACAAGGAGCAGAUCUAUCAUUUGGAAAUACAUUAAAGAGAUUAUUUGGCUUCUUUGAUGAUAAAAAUAAGAGUGAGGAUAAUGGCAAACAAAUGAUGGGACCAAUAGUAAAAUCUAAAUCGUGUAGCAGUUAUGAUGAAGUUUUAAAAAAUUUGCAAAUAAUUGAAAGAUCCAAAGAUUUUGUUUUAAAUAUCAAAGAGGAGGAAGAAGAAUAUGACAUUGAUUUUUUUGUAUAUAAACAAUCAUUUAAAAAAAAAAGUCCUGGAAAACCAUUUUUUAAUCUAAUUGUUUCUUGUUCUGAUUCAGAAAAACCUCCAAAUUUAAAAAACCUUGAAAAACUUUUCAACAAAGAUGAAAAUUCAAAUAUUGUAUUUGCAUUAGUUGAAGGUGGAAAUAUUUCAUUUGUAGAAGUUAAAUCCGAAAAUAAUAAUGUCAUCACCACCACUAAUAAAUCAGAAACUAGAUCUUCUGAGAUACCACAAUAUUUGAAAAAAGGAAAUCGUUUAGCAUUCUACAACAUCACAUGCCUAUUUGAUAAUACAUUUCCCUAUACAAAGAAUAUGAUAGAAAUAUUUGGAGAUAACCAAAUUAAAAUUUUUGUUGAAAAGCACACAACAACAUUGAGAAAAAUUACAUCAAUGAGAAUUAUUAUAAAUGAUAAUACAAAUAUAGAAAAUUUCAGUGUGAAUAUAAAUAAAAUGAUCACAAAAUUUUCAGAACCUCCAUUUGAUGGAGAAUAUAAAAAUGAAUACAAUGAGUUAUUGUGGUGUCAAGAUGUAUUGAAAAAUAU